Molecule: messenger RNA, 840 nt
Organism: Balearica regulorum gibbericeps (East African grey crowned-crane)
Lineage: Eukaryota; Metazoa; Chordata; Aves; Gruiformes; Gruidae
Source: RefSeq, a predicted model, not a curated record
GUCAUAUUCAAAGUGAAGUGUGCAGCUGAAUUCAACAAGUACAAGGUCCUGUUGUAUUUGGGCUCCAUAUUUACCAGCCUCCUCUUCUUAGUUGUGAACUUAACUUGUGCAAUGUUAAUCCAUGGUGAGGUCCCGGAGAACCAGCUGAGGUGGACAGUCCUUGCCCGCGCCCUAGUCAACGACAGCCUCUUCAUCCUCUGUGCCAUCUCGCUGGCUUGCUGCAUGUGCAAACUGGGAAAGAUGUCUUCAGCGAAUGUCUACCUCGAGUCUAAGGGAACAUCUGUCUGCCAGGCUAUUCUUGUGGGAUCUGUAGUCGCUCUUCUGUAUUCCUCAAGGGCUUGCUAUAACCUGGUAGCUGUGGCCAUAUCUCCAGACAAUGUUCCUGGUCCUUUUAACUAUGGCUGGGACAACCUUUCAGACAAGGUGCACAUGGAAGUGAGCAGUGAGGAGUAUGUGGUGUUUGGAGUGGUCCUCUUCCUCUGGGAGCUGGUGCCAACGACUUUUGUGGUGCUGUUCUUCCGGGCUCAGAGACGGAGUCAGAACUUGACUCCAGCGGGGAUGGUCAACAGUCACAGUUACAGCUCCAGAGCCUACUUCUUUGACAAUCCGAGGCGCUACGACAGCGAUGAUGACUUGUCACGGCUUGGGGCCAGAUUUAGGGAGGGAAACUUGGCCACCCCUCAGUCCUCUGGCUGCUAUGGGUCCCUGGCCGGGAAUGACAGCUACACGGUGGGUCCCCAUCUCGGCGGAACCGCUACAGACAGUGCCCCCUUGCUCUUUGCCGCGGGCGGCUCGGAGAUGAAUAAUCACCAUAGCUCAUACCCUGCACCACAGAACUGA